UCGUGAACAGUAAACCAGGGCCUAUGGCGACAGCGGCGACACAAAACGCAGCUCCAGCAUCUACAGAAACUUCCCCGUUCCACUAAUGAAAAAUGAGGCGGCAGGAAAAAGCGACAAACUGCUCAGAGGCAUUCUCCAGCAUCUUCACGGCUAUGUCGAGCAAGAACUCAAACCUACACAAUUAAAAAAGACACUAGGCCUCUUUCACCAGUUUUCUCGAAGACUCUGACGUUCACCGGUGCUUUCUUAUUUGGGAUUUGUUCUUGGAGAGCAGUGAAAAUGAAUCGCAGGAAGAGUGGCGCUCCCUUCUUCCUCUGCUUCGCCCUGUGCUUCGCGAGCGUUUGUGAGGCUGCGGCGCUGGAUGCGCGCCUCGCGCGAGAGCAGCCUCCACGGAACGGGACCUCCGUCCAUAUCCCAGCAUACAUGAUGGCCCUGUACAGGACUUUAUCCGAGCUGGACCGACGAGGGGCCAACGACAGCCUGGCCCGCUUCAGGAGACACGCCAACACGGUGACCAGCUUCAUAGAGCAGCGCCAAGAUGAGCCCUCGGACGGGUCCCAUCAGCGCUAUAUCUUUGACCUCUCUGGCCUCUCCAGGAUGGAGGAGUUGAUGGAGGCAGAGCUGCGGGUUCUGCGGAGGCCUCCACCUGACAUUGGGAAAUUACUGUCCCAGGGAGGAAGCCUGUACCGCCUCCUCCUCUACAGCUGCUCCCGUCUUGGCUCCUCAGACAGGCCUCUACUACUCACCUCACGGACCAUUGACAUUCUGGACACCUUCUCAGCCACAUGGGAUGUGUUUGACAUCCUUGCUAUUGUGAAGGCCAGUCGCAAAAAGCGCAGGACAGCUCGAGGAAGCAACUUUGUAUGUUUUAAUGUCGCUGUUGUUUGCGACUCAACAAAUGAAGCAGUGUACCCUCCAUUGCUGGGCCUAGGAGGGGAAGCCCAGGGGGGCCAAGAGAGGGCCUUGCUAGUGGCCUUUUCCCGCACCCGAAGGAAAGACAAUCUAUUCAGGGAGAUCCGUGAAAAGAUGAAGGCCGUUCAGAAUGGGAGCCCACCAGGGCCAACAUUUGAGGGAAGCAGCCGGCCCAGGAGGCGACGGAAGAGGAGGACAACUCUAGCGGGACGUUCCAGUGGAACAGGGGGUGGUGGUGGUGGGGCUGGAGGAGGUGCAGGCGGGGCAGGUGGUGGGACAAAAGGAGGAGGAGGUGGUGGUGGAGGUGGCAGGAGGAGGACCCGGUGUAGCCGAAAGCCGCUGCACGUCAACUUCAAGGAGCUGGGAUGGGAUGACUGGAUCAUUGCACCGCUGGACUAUGAGGCAUAUCACUGUGAGGGUGCCUGUGACUUUCCCCUGCGCUCGCACCUCGAGCCUACCAACCAUGCCAUCAUCCAGACCCUCAUGAACUCCAUGGACCCAGAGUCGACGCCACCCAGUUGUUGCGUACCCUCCAAACUCAGCCCCAUCAGCAUCCUCUAUAUUGACUCCGGCAACAAUGUGGUUUACAAGCAGUAUGAGGACAUGGUGGUGGAGCAGUGCGGCUGCAGGUAGCAGCGUGAGAACGGGGCUCGACUUUGCGACCCCUAAGAACUCAGAACCCAAAGCAGCCUCUCCUGAGGCCUAACACAAGCACUGUGAGGCUCAAAGAAAUGAGUCAAAAGCACUAUUCGACCUGGAUUAGUUUUGUCACGGGAGGUUAUAUAAUGUUUUUUGUAAAACAAAAAUUUGAAAUGAUUUUAGUAUCUGCAUAAUUUCCCCAAAUUACCACAGCAUGGACUGUAAGGUUGUUAUUCAGAUACAUGUUAUGUACAUGAUGCUAAUAACAAAAAAUGGCUAAAAAAACAUUAACUAAUGUAUCAAGGCAUAGGCUGUGUCUGUUAGCAUGUUUUGUUAUUACAUUACCAUGAGAUCAGUUAGAAAAUGAAUACUGUUAUUGAAGGAGCUCCCUGUUCAGCAUAUUUUAGAGGUCAACUCUGGACUGUGACUAUUCAAAUUAUAGAAGUAACUCUAGACUAUGGCCAUUUAAAAGGUAUACAGGGUUAAAUUCAUGGAUCUCGUUCAUAAGCACUUCGUAAAUCAUAGUACCUUCCCAGGUCAAACUAAUCCACCUCAAAUAGGGCUGCUACAUUCACAUUAGAGGGCACAACUAGCACAAAGCUGUCUUUCUGCCUAAAUGUGAAAGAUCUGAUUUUAUCAGUUCAGUAUGAACACACAAAUCAGAUAUUUUUUAAUCAGAUUUGAACCACUUUCAUAUGUGGUCUUACAUAUCCAAUAAAUGGUCUUGUGACUGUAUUGAGAAGGGUCAAAUCAGAGCAGAUAUGGCUCGUAAUGUGAACGUAGCCUGAAGUGCC
This is a messenger RNA of Pygocentrus nattereri (red-bellied piranha), 2345 nucleotides long. RefSeq names its product growth differentiation factor 7 (gene gdf7). Lineage: Eukaryota; Metazoa; Chordata; Actinopteri; Characiformes; Serrasalmidae. The record is from RefSeq and is a predicted model, not a curated record. The transcript is spliced from 3 exons. Gene Ontology annotation, molecular function: growth factor activity; cytokine activity. Gene Ontology annotation, biological process: SMAD protein signal transduction; BMP signaling pathway. Gene Ontology annotation, cellular component: extracellular region. Bases 280 to 1545 code for a protein of 421 amino acids.